Messenger RNA from Amborella trichopoda, 2690 nucleotides. It is a transcript of the gene NPG1, whose product is annotated as tetratricopeptide repeat (TPR)-containing protein. NCBI's taxonomy places the organism in Eukaryota, Viridiplantae, Streptophyta, Magnoliopsida, Amborellales, Amborellaceae. The record is from RefSeq and is a predicted model, not a curated record. Gene Ontology annotation, molecular function: protein binding.
UCUCUCUCUGCAACUUCCCGUUUCGGCCCAUUUGUAGAAACUCUCUCUUAGCCUGCACAUACCACCUACUCUCUCGCUCUGCGAAGCCUACUUUUCCCUUGAACGAAUGUCAUCUGCCUUUAUCUCUCUCGAAACGGCGAGUGCAGGAGAUAUGAGAGUUCUUGAUCCAGGUUUAAUCUUAUGGAAUUUUGUGAUCGGAGGAAAUGAUCUCAUUGGAUGAGCAACUGCUUUUGAUCGUUUAAGAAUUUAUUUGGUAAGCAAAACAUGUAUCACUGUCCCAAGUGUUGUUACAACACGUGAGUCACACGUGGACGUAAAAAAAUGCUAUGCACUUUCUCAGGGGAGCAAGUGAGAAUAGAGGAAGGUGGUGGUGGUGUAUCCGAAAAUGAUAUGUCUGUCAAGGAGGUUUGUGCAAAUGGGCUUUGCAUGAAAACAUCAGAGGUUGAGGCAAAGCUCGAUGAAGGGAAUAUUCAAGAGGCAGAGUCUUCAUUGCGGGAGGGACUUUCUCUUAAUUUGGAAGAAGCUAGAGCUCUUCUGGGCAGGCUUGAGUAUCAGAGAGGAAACAUUGAAGCUGCUUUUCGGGUAUUCGAUGGGAUAGACCUUCAAGCUGCUAUACAGCGGUUACAACCUACAAUUCCUGAGAAAUCCCACUCCAGACGAGGUCGCUCUCGUAGUGAAUCAGUGCAUUCGGUUUCACAACAUGCAGCUAGCUUGGUGCUUGAAGCCAUUUAUUUGAAAUCUAUGUGCCUCCAAAUGCUUGGGAGAGUAAGUGAGGCUGCUCAAGAGUGCAAAAGUGUUCUCGAUGCUGUUGAGAAGAUAUUCCCCCAUGGAAUACCUGAGAUCUUACUAGACAACAAAUUGCAGGAGACAGUUAGCAAGGCAGUCGAGCUCCUACCUGAUCUAUGGAAGCAAGCUGGCUCCCACCAAGAGGCGGCAUCCUCUUAUAGGCGUGCCCUACUUAGCCAAUGGAACCUCGAUAGCGAGUGCUGUGCUCGAAUUCAAAAAGCUUUCGCCGUAUUCUUGUUAUAUGGGGGUGUUGAGGCAGGCCCACCAAGCUUAGCUUACCAAACGGAUGGCUCAUUUGUUCCUAAGAAUAACUUAGAGGAGGCUAUCUUACUCUUAAUGAUACUCUUAAGAAAGAGUUUUCUUGGAAAGACUGAGUGGGAUCCAUCUAUAAUGCAACACUUUACAUUUGCUCUCUCUCUAUGUGGGCAGACCUCAAUUUUAGCUAAGCACAUAGAGGAGGUUCUACCCGGGAUAUAUCCUCGGUGUGAGAGAUGGAACGAUUUGGCCCUUUGUUACUUGGGUUCUGGACAAAGCAAGGUAGCAUUAAAUCUGUUAAGGAAAUCUCUUAACAAGAAUGAGAACCCCAAUAACCUUUUGGCAUUGUUAAUGGCUGCAAAGGCUUGCAGUGAGGACUGCUUGCUCGCUUCUGAGGGGGUGGGGUAUGCAGAGAGAGCCAUUGCAAUCUCUAAGGGAAGAAACCGAAGGCAUAUGAAGGGAGCGUAUCUUCGAUUAUUGGGCAAAUGCUUGGGCAAGCAAGCAAGAGUUGCUUCCUCUGAUCAUGAAAGAACCCGUUUGCAAGCUGAGGCUUUGAAGGCUUUGGAUAAAGCAAUUCAAUUCGAGAGGAACAACCCAGAGUUUAUUCUUGAUUUGGGGCUUGAAUAUGCAGAACAUCGAAAUUCUAGUGGUGCAGUGAGGUGUGCAAAGGAAUUUAUUGAUGCUACAGGGGGUUCAGUGUUGAAGGGGUGGAGAUUUUUGGCCUUAGUUUUGAGUGCUCAGAGGAGGUAUCCUGAAGCUGAAGUGGUUAUAGAUGCAGCAUUGGAUGAAACUGGGAAGUGGGAACAAGGGGCUUUGCUUAGAAUGAAGGCGAAGCUUAAGAUUGCGCAGUCUUUGACCAUGGAUGCAGUUGAGACUUAUCGGCUCCUCCUUGCUCUGGUUCAGGCUCAAAGAAAGUCCUUUGGACCUAUGAGAACAUUUAAUCAGGCCGAAGAGGAGAAUGUUAACGAAUACGAAGUCUGGCAAGACCUUGCAAACCUCUACUCGAGCCUCUCACAUUGGAGUGAUGCUGAGACAUGUUUGGACAAGGCACGAGCCCUAAAGUUCUACUCUGCGUCCACUUUUCACACAGAAGGAAUGAUAUACGAGGCUCGUGGGCAAAUUCGAGACGCGUUAGCGGCCUAUAGCAAUUCUCUCUCUAUAGACUUGAAUCAUGUGCCGUGCAAGGUUUCUAUUGGGGCCUUGCUGUGGAGAAGCGGAUCAAUGUCCUUGCCCGUUGCGAGGAGCUUUCUCUCUGACGCCUUAAGGCUUGAACCCACAAACCGAAUGGCUUGGUAUUAUUUGGGAAUGGUCCAUAGAGAUGAUGGGAGGCUAUCUGAUGCUUCCGAGUGUUUCCAAGCGGCUUGUAUGCUUGAGGAAUCGGACCCCAUUGAGAGUUUCAGUGUAAUCCAGAGGUGAAUGUUCUGUUCUCUCUCUAGAAAUAUAUGAUUUAUUGGUUUGCAUUUGAGCUGCAAGGGCUGCUCAAAUGGUGUAAGAGUAUGUAGAUUUUAUUGAUUUCACAAGACGACGUCUUGUGAGGCCAUUUCACUUAUACAACGACGUCCUGAAGCAUCCAUGGAUUGAGGUUCCUUUCCCCUUUUUGUAAAAUAGAUGUUAUUGUCUACGUUGCAAUGAGUGUGUAUAUUGUACUG